AGGAGGUUUCGCCGGCGAAGCUGUGCUGGGAGUGUCUCCCAGUCGCUUCCUCCUCCUCCGCUCUCGGCCCUCCCCGGGCUUUAUAAGCUCUGCCUUGGCCGCCUCUCAUCGAUUCUCUGAGUCACCACUCUGGUGCUCGGUUGUCCCGUCCUGGCUGAGCCGCUCCCGAGCCUUUCCCGAGCCUGUCCCGUUCCGUGUCCGCCUCCUGCCAGCCCCAUGCCCGUCCAUCCCGCUCCACUCCCACCGCGCACGAUGUUCCGGACCCCCCGACGGCUCUGCCUCCUCCUCCUGCUGCUCCUCGCGAGAGCUGCUUUUGGAACUGAUGCGGCAGCACUGAGCAGAAGGGACCAUUUGGAUCCCUCGGAGCCAAGCAGGGGAGGGACAGACUUGUACUACGUGCAAGAGAAAGGUCUCAAUUGCCAGCCGUGUCCCGCAGGCACCCACCUUGCAGAUUUCUGCACAGAACCGAACGGCUCCAGCGAGUGUUCUCCCUGCAAGGGGGAGGAAUUCAUGGAGUACCCCAACGUCUUCCACUCCUGCUAUGAGUGUCGGAAGUGCAGGGAAGAUCAGGUGGAGCUGAGUCCCUGCCAGGCCACCAGGAACACGGAGUGUGCCUGCAAGGAGGGCACCUUCUGCGACCCGGACCUGCCCUGCGAGAUGUGCGAGAAGUGCCAGCCCCGGUGUCCCGAGGGGCAGGUGGUGCUGUCUCCCUGCACUCCUUACAGGGAUCUCCAGUGUGGUCCUGCCACGGGCACCGGCUCCUCCUACCUCUGGAUUAUCAUCCCGGUGGUGAUCCUGGUCGUGAUUGGGCUCUUAAUCUAUAAAUACCUCUCCUGUUGCCCAGGGAAGGGGAGAAGCCUGAGCACGAAAUCCUCCAGUUUGAAGAACUACCUGAUUCAAAGGCUGAGCUGGUACAGGAGGGUGAACGUGGGGACACAGGACAACGACCUCAACGAGCAGCGCUCGCGGGACCAGCCGCUCCCCGUGGAGUCCCAGGUGAUGCUGCAGAGUGCCCCCUGUCCCAGGGAGAGACCCAGGAGGGAUCUGGUUCCACAGACAGGGAAAGAGCCCAUUCCGGCUCUGCGAGGCACUUUCUACAUCUUUGCUGGAAUCAACUCCAUCUACUGGAAGAAAUUCGGCCGGAGCCUCGACGUGCAGGAGAACGAUCUGCCCUUAGACCGGACCCAGGACUCCUUCUAUGAAAUGCUCAACAAGUGGCUGGAGAGGGAAGGCUCCAAGGCCUCUGUGAACACGCUGCUGGAGACCCUGGACCAGCUCGAUCUCAGUGGGGUUGCAGACGACAUCUCCUCUGAACUGGUCAGGAGGGGAUUAUUUAAACCCGCAGAAGCCGAAGAGCAAGGCGGGUCCUGCGUCUCCAUUGCUUGACCUAAAGCCGUGAAAUACCUCCCAGGAGACAUGAAUUUUAGCUGUUUGUAGCUCUGCCACGGCUCUUCUCUCUUGGAAGCCGUCGUAGACUUCAAUUGAGCCAGGAGGAGCUGAUCCUCUCGGGAAGUACGAACUUCGUGGUCCUCCCCCUGUUGCAGCUCCAGGCUCGCUGUCGGUGCUUCCUUAGAAAUUCCAAGUGCUUUCUUGGUUGCACUGGAUGAUUCACUGGUUAGUUUCUGUUGGCUAAGUUGUGUUUUAAGUUCAGUUACGUUAAUGGUUCUGCUUGCUGUUAGGAACCAGUUUGAAAGUGGACUUGGAGGAGAGAGUGGGAACGAUUUACUUGCACUACAAUCACUGGGGUAGCCUAAGAAGAGGGACAGUGCAGGGAUCAUUUAGUCCAACCCCCCUGCCACGAGAAGGGACAUCUUCCACUAGACCAGGUAGCUCCAAGCCCUGUCUAGCCUUGACCUUGAAUGUUUCUAGGGAUGGGGCAGCCACCACCUUUCUGAGCAACCUGUGCCGGUGUUUAACCACAUCUUCAUUUGAAAAGGGUUCUCCCCAAUGUCUAAUCUAAUUGGACCCUCCUUCAGAAUGAAGCCAUUCCCAUGUCCUGUUACUCCAGGCUCUUGUCCCCAGUCCCUCUCCAGCUCUCCUGGAGCCCCUUUAGGCCCUGGAAGGGGCUCUCAGGUCUCCCUGGAGCCUUCCCUUCUCCAGGUGAACCCCCCCAGCUCUCCCAGCCUGGCUCCAGAGCAGAGGAGCUCCAGCCACUGGAGCAUCUCUGUGGCCUCUGGACUUACUCCAGCAGCUCCACCUCCUUCUGAUGUUGGAGACCCCAGAGCUGCAGGUGGGGUCUCACCAGAGCUGAAUAGAGGGGAAAAAAAUCACCUCCCUGGACCUGCUGAUGGCAGUUUAGUUCCGUUCCCUUGGCUGUGGGGUGGCUUUGCAGUCCCUGUGUCUCCAGGCAGCGUGGAAAGGUGAAUGCACUGAAGGUCUGAGAGUGACCGUGGGUACCUGCCAUCCAUCCCCCAGCUGCAUGGGUUGCUUCUCAAGCACUUCCCCUCUCACACAUAGCUCAGGGACAAUUUAGCUGGAAAAAAUACUGGAUUACUUGAGCUGGCUAGAUGUGCUGCCACCCCAGUACAGCCCAGUCCAUCAGGACCUUCCCCAGAGUGGUGGGAGCAGCCCAGGGCUGCCCUUUGCUACCCAUCAC
Messenger RNA from Myiozetetes cayanensis, 2596 nucleotides. Its product is annotated as tumor necrosis factor receptor superfamily member 10A-like. Gene Ontology annotation, biological process: TRAIL-activated apoptotic signaling pathway; positive regulation of apoptotic process. Gene Ontology annotation, cellular component: cell surface; plasma membrane. The transcript has 10 exons. Bases 217 to 1386 code for a protein of 389 amino acids. The record is from RefSeq and is a predicted model, not a curated record. Lineage: Eukaryota; Metazoa; Chordata; Aves; Passeriformes; Tyrannidae. Gene Ontology annotation, molecular function: protein binding.